AAACCGAGGAGGCAACACCUGCAUCAAGAUACCACCCAACGAUUUCUGAAUCACCUGGUCCUGCCCAAGCACAGGACUUCAAAAUUUUCCAGCAAUAGGCAUCGGAAGCUACAGCCGUUCAGAGAAACGUGACUGGCGCCAGCAGGUAGUGCGGCAAGCCUUACCGCGGAUAACGAGAAGAAGCACCCUGACUCGACACGUCACAUACAGCUACCAGCGGGUAGCCGCCCACGUCGCCUGGCCGCGUCGCCACGCAGCUGUCAAACUGCCGCUGAGGAGCGUGGGGAGGAGAUCUAGGAGAACGAGGACGAAGACGUUACCCACCUGAAGGAGAGAAAGAAGAGAGGACGGAGGGAAGAAACCGCGUGAACCGGCAACAUCAUCUUGAGGGAGCCGCUCGGGAAAAGGAAGAAAAGAGAGAGAAAGCGAGGCCCGAUUCUCUCGUCGCCUUUCGUUCAAUACCUCAUCACAACGACGUCACGUGAGAUAUUGCUGUUAUCCGGAAGGAUCGCUAAGCCAGUCAGGAGCAAGAAGCGGAAGUCAUUAUCAUGGGGAGCGUCAACGUCAACCGCAACAUCAGCGAUGCCUUCUACCGUUACAAGAUGCCUCGCAUCCAGGCCAAGGUAGAAGGCAAAGGCAACGGCAUCAAGACCGUGAUCGUCAACAUGGUGGACGUGGCGAAGGCGAUCGGCCGGCCGGCCACGUAUCCCACCAAGUACUUCGGCUGCGAAUUGGGAGCCCAGACGCAGUUCGACUUCAAGAACGAGCGGUUCAUCGUAAACGGCUCACACGACGCCACGAAGCUGCAGGACCUACUUGACGGAUUCAUUCGCAGGUACGUGCUGUGCCCGGCGUGCGACAAUCCGGAGACCGAGCUGAUGGUUAGUUCCAAAAAGGGCACAAUCUCGCAAGGCUGCAAGGCCUGCGGCCAUCAUGGCCUCUUGGAGAGCAAUCACAAGCUGAACACGUACAUCCUCAAGAACCCGCCGAGCUUGAAUCCGGCGGUGCAGGGCAGCUCGCUGACGGAAGGUAAGCGCGGCAAGCGCUCGAAGCGCGCAGCGAACGGCGCCGACGCCACCGCCGGCGCCACUGCCACCGGCAACAACGCCACCGCCUCCCCGACGAUCACGACACCGACCGUCGCCACCACCGGCGCCACCACCAACGGCAACCGAUCUGGCUCGCCGGAGAGCGGCCACGACGCCAACAACGCCGCGGACCUGCUGAUCGCGGAGCCGCCUAAGCGAAAUGUGGCGAACGACGAGGAGGACGACGAUAAGUGGGCGGUGGACGUGUCCGAGGAGGCUGUGCGCGCCCGUCUUCAGGAUCUGACGGACGGCGCGAAGGGUAUGACUAUGAGCGACGAUCUCGAGAAGACCGAGAAGGAGCGCAUGGACAUGUUCUACAAGCUCGUCAAGUGUCGUCGCGAUUCCGGCCAGCUCGACAAUCACAAAGAGCUGAUCGCCGAAGCGGAGAGGCUGGAGAUCAAGACCAAGGCGCCGUUGAUCCUUGCCGAAGUGCUGUUCGACCAAGCGAUCGCUGCCCAGGCGAAGAAGUAUCGCGUACUGCUGCUGCGCUUCACCCACGACGACAUCAAGGCGCAGAGGUACCUGAUACGCGGUAUCGAGCAAGUCAUCGCCCUGCACAAGGACGCCCUGAUGCCGAAGGUCCCGGGUAUUUUCAAGUUGUUCUACGACGCCGAUAUUCUGGAGGAGAAGGCGUUCGACGAGUGGUCGAGCAAAGUCAGCAAGAAGUACGUUUCGAAGGACCUGUCUCAAGAGAUUCACGAUAGAGCUGUGCCGUUCCUCACGUGGUUGAAGGUCGCUGAGGAGGAGGAGUCUGAGUCUGAAUCCGAUUUGGAAAUUGAGUAUGAUGAUAGAGCCAAGCAGCAACCUCUGAAACAGCAGCAACAACCGCCUGCGCAGAAGCCCGCCGCCGCCAAUGACGAUGACUCCGACGAUGACUUCGAUAUCGAUGCCAUUUAAAAGCAGCAAGCAGCACACAAUUGUCGGAUGCAUACGCAAACGGACGAGAAACAUAUUUUAACGUCCGCAUACGUAACGGGAAGAAUAAUCAUUUACCCUAUACACAAGAAACACGCGUAUUACGUACACGCAUACAUAACACACACAUACCACACGUACACAAACAGAAUCGGAUACAAUGAGCCGUAAAAUGCAAUCUCAAGUUAUACGUAAAUUAUUACGAUUUUUGUUGUUUUAGACCGUUGAUCGACGAUGCCAUUUACAUAUAUGUAUAAAAAAUAAGAAAAGAAAAAAAGAGAUAGAGAAGAUAAGAUCGAAGGAGAGAAAGAGAGAGUGGGAGAGUGAGGGGGGGGGGGAGGAAGAAAGGAAGGACGGAGAGGAACGGAAUAUGUGUGUAUAGAAGCAAAAAAAAGAAAUUUUAACAGUUUCCGAAUUUGUAACAAUGUGAUUUAUCUUUGUACAGUGUCAUGAUACUUUUAAUUGUUUUAACGGUGGUGCUAUCAUGCAUUCGCCAUGAGAUCGUUAUUAUUUCAUUGAAUUAUUGAGAUUAUUAUUAUUGUCACCCCAAUCAACGAUUCUUUUUAUUGUUAUCGAACUUUUUAUACGUUCGAUUGAUGCGCGUAUACCUUGAAAGAUGCAUCUGUUCCAGAGAAAAGAAAAGAGAUAACGAUAUAGUUCGUGAAAUAUUGCUGGAUAAUUGGCCUGCUAAAAACGUUCUCUAUUGUAUCUACAUUUACUAUUCUAAUAAUUAUUCAAAUAAAUAUGGUUUAAUUGCAACAGUCUCCCGAA
Messenger RNA from Dinoponera quadriceps, 2774 nucleotides. It is a transcript of the gene eIF5, whose product is annotated as eukaryotic translation initiation factor 5. The transcript has 4 exons. Gene Ontology annotation, molecular function: translation initiation factor activity; eukaryotic initiation factor eIF2 binding; GDP-dissociation inhibitor activity. Gene Ontology annotation, cellular component: cytosol. NCBI's taxonomy places the organism in Eukaryota, Metazoa, Arthropoda, Insecta, Hymenoptera, Formicidae. The record is from RefSeq and is a predicted model, not a curated record. The coding region runs from base 549 to 1985 and encodes 478 amino acids. Gene Ontology annotation, biological process: translational initiation; formation of cytoplasmic translation initiation complex; formation of translation preinitiation complex.